Molecule: messenger RNA, 2973 nt
Organism: Nylanderia fulva
Lineage: Eukaryota; Metazoa; Arthropoda; Insecta; Hymenoptera; Formicidae
Source: RefSeq, a predicted model, not a curated record
UGCGCCGACGCGCGCAUCCCAUCGUCGUCGUCGGGUCGCAUCUGCGCAUUUUCCAGCUGAAUUUCCUUCACAGGCGAGGUUCUGCCUGUCCCGGAUUGUCGUGUACGCGCCGACACACCAGACCGGCAGGGAAACUACGGGAAAAUCCUCGACCGUUUCACAUAUCAUCGUCGCUGUGCAUCUCUAACAAGAUCUAUCCUGACAGGUUGAAUAAUUAUGUACAAAACUGUGCGGAAAGGCGAUGCCAGCCUGCAGUACACGAUACUGCCACAGACGGAUCAGUUCUCAUCCGGCGGAUUUCCGCAAACUUCCGGCAAACCUCGGCCGAGGAUCAUCAAGUAUACGAUGGGCACCGUGAUGGUACUCAUCAUUCUCUCCUGCGUGGCCACGCCGUUCCUGAUGAAUCAGAAUGAUCACAAUCUUUUCGCCAGCACGAUGCUGGCGAUGAGCCGAGUCGAGCCUGUCAGGAACACAUCGAAGAGCCAAACGAAGGACAUUGGUGUUAGUAAGAACAGAAGCAGAAUUCCUACUACCACGAUGUCGACGAUCGAGGUCACUAGGAGGAAAGACCUCGAAGACAGUACGACUCCUUUCAACGGAAUUCUCCGAGGGGAGGAAGAGGAAGAGGAAGCGGUAGUUGAUGAUACCACGUUAGCAGACACAUCGGAAAUUAGUACGCAAGCAAUUCCAAGCACGGAAACGUCAAUGAGCGUCCGUCAAAUGAUGACGACUUCCGCUCUACCGUCGACGAUGGUCCUCUCGGCGUCGUCGACGACCCCGAAGGCGUCCUCGAGCGGCACGACAGAGGACACGAAGACGGCGAGCACGCUCAAAAAACCGAAGAUGCCGAGGGUGACCCUGAAGCUGCGCGAAAACGAGACCAUUCCGCAGAUGUACAUGAAAGCUGGCAUAGCCUCGUACAAGAAAGGCAACAUCACUACUAGCGUUCUCGCGCCGCGCCUGAGCCUUGAGGGCCUGAUAUUCAAAACGCCAGAGGGGACGAUAAAGCCCUGGCCUCAAAAGUGGUUCUUCAGCGAUCCCUCGGCCGACUUUCAGUGGAAGGGCUCGACCCAAAUGCCGGUAACAAUUUACAUUGUCCUCGCGGGACUGGCAGCUUUGGCAAGCAUCAGCAUCGUCCUAAUGUUUUACGUGCAACGUAAGGCAUCAAGACGUCAACGGCCAAACAUAGAGGAGCCGGAAGUCGAGGAACACGAGGAAGACAAAUCGACUUUACUGGGCGCGGAGAGCCAAGAGAUCGAGGAGAAAGAGUAAAUGCCCGGCGAGACAAACACAAUGCAUCAUAGCGCGCGUAAGACUUGCCUAUUUUUACAACACACAACACAUCAGUUAGGUUUAGAGUCUUCCAGGUCGAGGGAUAGAACGUGGAAAAAACAAACGGGUGAGAGAGAUGCGAGAAGGAUUUGUUUGAUGAUGCAGCCAGAAUUAACUAUAGAGAAUCGCAUUAGGACGAACGCGCUCCGUGAUUCGGUUGCCUGAAUUGAAGAUCUGCACGAUAUUUUUUCUCGCGAGACUGCUCACCACAUUGUUGUUACGCCCGUAAGUUUGAUCUUCGUGUCAUAGCGGAUUUUUAAACAAGAGAUUUUUCCGCGCAAAAGCGGAAACAAUCACAUUGUACAAUCAUUCUUAGCGUUGCGUUUUUAUUUAGACGCCCAAUUUACAUGUUUGUUAAGAAAUUAGCGAUGGACCAGUUAAGUUUGUUACAAUUGUGGUAUACCUCGACUAGCGACUAUUAUUAAAGCGAAAAUGAUACGAUAAUGAAUCUUGCGAUAGUCGAGUCGAUCAGGAAAAGUUAAGCAUACAAAUUCUGUUGUUUAUUAUAUAAGCUUGCGAUAAAGCAGAGCAGGUUUUAAAAACCCGUCACGGACGGACGCACAAUACGUGCGUGAAGACAAACUACAUAUAUACAGAGGAAAAGUACCUCAUUGGCGAGUUAAGGAGACCAAAAUUUAUAAAGUUUUUCACAAAAUAGUAAAUAUAGAGCUUUUUUAUUCAAUCUCUUUAGACAUUUUUCAGAAUUUUUGCGAAAUUUAACUCAACAAUGUCUAAAAAAAGAUUAUCUUUAAAAUUUGAUUAGUGAAUGAACUUUAGGACACAUGUUUUUGUAAUAAAGGAAUGCAGGAAUUGAGGAAGAAAGGAUUUUAAAUAAAAUAAGAAAUGAGUAAUUUAAAUCAUACAAUGCGCAGUAGAUGAAAAUUAGUCCAAAGAUCUAGAGAGAGAAAAAAUUCAAUUAGAAAUGUACACGCGACAGUACAUAAGAAAAUAUCUUAUAAUCUUGAAACGCUUAAACAAUUUUAGAAGCCUCAAGGAAGGUCUCCUUAAUUCGACCAUCUGUAUUUCCUAUAAACUUUCUAUAAUGUAUACAGUAUGCGUAUAUACAAUAUAUAUGAUUAUAAGAUAUUAUGUAUACGUGUGUCAUCGACUUUUCUAGCAAAUCUCGAAAAAGCAAAACAGUGCUUUUUCACUUUCUCACGCCAGUCGAAUUCUAUCUGCGUACAAAAGUAGCCGUACUGCCAGCUACAAUAAAGGGCCAGCUUUUCAACCUCGUUUAAUUAAAAGUGAUGUUUGACGAACGUGCUAUCAGGUAUAUUGUUCGAUCGAUAUUCGCACAUCGUUCACUCGACGAUAUCUAUCGUAUGGGGAGAAACGUAAUAUCAUGUUUUUUGCAAUAUCUCUCAAACAGCUUGACGAUAUCGCAUCUAAAACAUAUGUAUGUAUCUAUAUGUAACUCAUAUUAAAUUAACUCUCACGCUCUGCGCAGCAUCAAAGUUUAAUUAACAGUUUGAUUUAAUCAACGCGUUAUUUUGCUAAAAGUAUGAUACGAAAUCAUUUGUAAAAGUACAUAAAAUUGGAACAAGAAAUUUUAUAUAACUGACUAGUAUUCAGCUUUCGGAAACACGAAAUCAUAUUUAAUUGAAAUUAAAAUUAAUUUAGACAUGCAUUAUAUUUGUCAAU